Messenger RNA from Spinacia oleracea (spinach), 3198 nucleotides. RefSeq names its product octanoyltransferase LIP2p, chloroplastic. The record is from RefSeq and is a predicted model, not a curated record. Gene Ontology annotation, molecular function: lipoyl(octanoyl) transferase activity. Lineage: Eukaryota; Viridiplantae; Streptophyta; Magnoliopsida; Caryophyllales; Amaranthaceae. The transcript has 5 exons. Gene Ontology annotation, biological process: protein lipoylation. Bases 2075 to 2935 code for a protein of 286 amino acids.
UUCGAACCUGAUACGUUGCUGUCAUUAACACCAUACGCUGCAUUCCAGGUUUCUUCUACUCUAGCUCGCAAAAACGCACCUGUAUUGAUAGGGAAGGCAGAAUUUGCUUGCUGAGCUGACUGUAAAUGUAUUCGCCUCUUUUCAUCAUUUCCACCCCAAAUCAAACGCCUUGUACGCUUGUCAAUGUUGUCACAAAUCAUUCGGUUUAAAUGUUAGUUUAUUAUAAUAACUAGGUCAUUGUAGAUCUAAGUUGGAUUUCAGUUGGAUCAUUUUAGUUGAACUAGUGUAGUGGUGGUUCUGAUAUCUUAAUGUACCUCUGUUUCAACAUGCCUGAUCCACUGUGUUCAGUGCCGGACCCACCAUAUAACAUGGCUAUGCACGUACAUACCCAUUAUUUAAAAUAAAAAAGAAAACCUGUUUAAAAAUGUGAAUUGUUAUUUAACCCCUUAAAAUUAAACAAAAACGCCCUAUUUGACCAUCCCUUCCCUAUCCUACCCUUACCAUUUACCCCCUUCCCAAUUACCUUCCUUUCAUUUAUUAUUCACUGAUGUUCUCUUUCCUCACCUAGUCUUUCACUGCUCCAGCACUACCAUACGUCUUCGGUUGCGAGACUAUAUUAUCUCUACCUCACCCUCCAUUGCACACACAUAAACAUUGGCCACUGUUGCUAUAUCCUCUGUUUUUGGGUGACGCUGUUAGCCAUCGAUGUGGGGCGUCGUUCCAUUCUUGCAGACCAUUGAUGUUGGGCGUCGUUCAGACCACCGAUGUUAGGCACCGAUGUUGGUUGUUUGCUACUGCUAGGAAGCAUUGUUGGUUGAGCGCUAUUGCCCAUCACUAUUGGCCUCCUGUGUUAAAGAGUGGAAUAAAACUGUGAAGGGCUGAACUAGCCCUAAUUAAGUCAGUCCCAUGGUUUAAACUAGCAAAUAAUGAAUGUCACCCAUGGGCAUAACUGGAUCUGGUGCAGUUUCGCCUCUGGUCCAGACUAAGGUAAUUCCGUCCAGACUAAGGUAAUUCCAAAGUGCUUUGAACUAAGGUAAAUUUUAGAAUACUACAAUGAUUGAACUUAUUCUUUGUGAGUGUACUCCAUGGGAUGCUCUGGUUUUUGUGUAGUCUACCCCGUAGGCUGAGCUGAUUUUAACUUAGUCUCCACUGGUGUACACUCACUUAGAUGUAGUUUUAUAAUAUUCACAAAAGUACAAACUCCACAAACUAAGUUACUUCUUAUGCACUUGCUAAUGUGCGGCCAUCAACCAAGUGGGUCAAAAAGUUAGGUCCGACGAGUAGGACGGAUUAGGGGUAUAACCGUUUAAGGUGCCGACAUGGUUUUGUGGUGCAGUGGCUCUCUUAGGCGGUGGCAUGGUGGAAUAAUGUGGGUGAGAUUGGUGAGGCAGUGGGGAUGAGUGAGUGGUAGACGGCUGCUUCUCGUGCUGAUUACUGCGUCAGAAUUGUGGCGGUGCUUCAGCAGCUGUGAUGGUGGUCGGGUAUGCUUUGGAUAAUUGAGAAAGAUGGUAAAAGAAGAGAGAGAAUUCAAGAGAAAGAGUAUGAAGUGUGGUAAAUUAGUAAGGGCAGAAUAGGAAAGGGUAGAAUAAAUUAGGGCGUUUUUGUGGAAUAUAAGGGCGCCAUUUAACUAGUGUAUAAGGAGGGUAGGGAUGGAUGAAUGAGUAAGUAAUUUAGUAAAAUUCAAAUUCUAGAAAUCAAGUUUUAGUGUUCCCAAACGGGGGAAUUGGAAUUGAAAUUUGUCAUUUGUGAUUCCGAAAUUGAAAUUCAGUAUUUGAAAUGAAAUGUGAGUUCCCCAACGGGCUCUUAGGUAAUUAGGGUUUAAGUUUGUGAAUUUGCUAGGAUUCGGGGAUUUGGGACUUGGGACUACGUGGGCACACGGCGCACCAGCGCCAACGCACCAUCACGAAACCACUCCCCCUGGUUGAGUCAGAAACGACAUUAAUGAUUGCCGGCACCCGGCCGGUAUCGGUAGUCGACGGAGCAACUAGCAAGUGUACUGCUAUGGCUACUGCAACGCUUGACUCGGUAAUAAUGUACCCAAUUCACUAUCAACGUCAGUAUAACCAGGAUUCUUAUGCUUGUCAUUUAUACACACCCAACCGAAUCUCGUUUAGAAAAAACUGCCUGUCAACAUGCUCCACGUGGAAAAGUGUUACCAUUAUCCAACAGGUGUGAAUAUAUUGACCUACACAAUGUGCUGGUACCUUAUGGUGAGGCGUGGGCUUUGCAGAAGGCCAUUGUUAAAGAAAAGAAAUCUUUGAUUGAGAGAAAUGAAGAGUGCCCUGAUACUCUAAUUAUGCUGCAACACCCUCCCGUUUAUACUCUAGGCACUGGUAGCUCUGUGGACUUCUUGAAUUUUAAUAUGGAAGAUCCCCCUUAUGAAGUUAUUAGAACUGAACGUGGUGGUGAAGUUACCUACCAUGGACCUGGACAGCUGGUUAUGUACCCUAUUAUCAAUCUUCGAAAUCACAACAUGGAUCUUCAUUGGUACCUAAGGGCUCUUGAGGAGGUGGUGAUUCGUGUUCUUUUCUCAACUUUUUCCAUUGAGGCGUCUCGACUCAAGGGCUUCACUGGUGUUUGGGUUGGAAACCAGAAGCUGGCAGCAAUUGGGAUACGUGUAUCUCAAUGGAUUGCAUACCAUGGACUAGCUCUGAAUGUUUCUAUAGACAUGACACCCUUUCUACAGAUUGUACCUUGUGGAAUACGAGACCGUAAAGUUGGAAGCAUUAAGCAACUACUUGGAGAACUCCAAGCAUCCCGCCAUUGUUCAACCAUGGAUCACCUCGGUGCUGAUGAUUCUCUACUCAUCAAAAUGGCCCAUAAAUCACUGAUUCAGGAAUUUUCUGAAGUAUUCCAACUUAAACUUGAGAAAGUAUCCCGGCCAGCAUCAUAUUUCCAGAUAGAGGAAAACCCUUCGAGUCAUUUGGGUAACUAGGGUGUUGUGCAUGGUAUUCACUUGGAGAAAAUUGGUAUAUCUGAAGGAAUGUUGUGACUGAAAAAUUACGGUUCCAUUUCGAGAAAAGCAAAACCAUGCUGCAGGGAUGGGCUGAUGUAGGGUUAACUAGCUUUUACACCAGGUAGUGGAGUAGAUUGUAACAUCAUAUAUUCAUAUGAACCAUUUUAUGGUGCUAUACAUUGCUGUAAGCCUGUAACUAAGAGACUUCACAAAAGUAGUAGUAUUUUCUAAUUCUCGCUUUA